AUGCCACUGCCAAUAGCUGCCGACGACGAGACGAUCAUAACAUCUGAGACAAAUAUACUUGAUAUCAUUCCGACUGUCACGGCUUUACAACCAAGCGAUGUCUCAAUCGAAUUGUUCUGCAUCAAGCUGCGACGUCUAAGCUCAAGGGUGCACACGGCCUUUUACACCAGUCGCAAAUCACACUCAAGCAGUACUGCAGUCGGCACUCGGACACCAGCACUCCGAUCAAUCGGAAAUGUCUACUCGUCGCUCUCUCAAUUCGAUAGCAAGCUUCAUGCGAUACGGGCGUCAGCACCUGUCUUCUCAGAACCCAGAUGUCUGUACGAGCGAUAUGAGUGGCACGACUUUAUGUAUGAGAAAGACCGCCUUCUGCUUGCCCGUGGCGCCAUGCACAACCUUCCGGCACAACAGUUCUCUGGCGCGUCCAUACUGAAGGAGAUACUGAGAGCGUGCUACAUGUCAGCAACGCGUACGAUAGAGUUGUAUGCGAAUCUACGAAGCAAAGACGCUAUCACUUGGACGAGCAGCUACUUUCAGAUCAUCUUCACAGCCGGUCUUACUGUAAUCUAUCGUGUUAUCUUGGAUGUCUUGACCGACAACCAUGGGCUCUCUGCGACUCAUACGGACCCUCUGCGAACACUUCAUAUCUGCGGCUCACUAUUAGAUUUCUUCAAAGUCAAGAUGCCAGACGCAGGGUCUUUUGCGACUGUGUUUAAUGUUAUGAAGGAAGAGUUUGUGAAAGACCGUUUCGCGCAUUUACUACCCUCGUCAGCCAACGUCGCAGCGGCCCCUACUUCACAACACCGCCAGCAGCUCUCAGGCCAUCUCUCAAAUCCGGAAGUUUUUCCGGGUCAUUCAGUCAAUGAGAAUCCGCUACAUUCGGGCAUAGGUACUGUCGAUGGACAUUAUCUACUAUCCGUUGACAAACAACAGCAACAAACAACAGCAGUUGCCAUCUCACUUCGAGACCUUCCCGACAUCACAACUGCUCAAUUUCCGCAAGAACUUACUAUUGGUCUUACACACGAUCUUAUGAACCAACUUGAAUCAGGGCUGGGUGAAUACGCAUGGGGUUCGCUAAAUCCCCAGAUGAAUUGCUGGAAUCUUCUCGGUUACGAAUAA
Alternaria arborescens is the source of this 1122-nucleotide messenger RNA. RefSeq lists its product as hypothetical. Gene Ontology annotation, molecular function: sequence-specific DNA binding; DNA-binding transcription factor activity, RNA polymerase II-specific. The transcript has a single exon. Gene Ontology annotation, biological process: positive regulation of transcription by RNA polymerase II. The coding region runs from base 1 to 1122 and encodes 373 amino acids. NCBI's taxonomy places the organism in Eukaryota, Fungi, Ascomycota, Dothideomycetes, Pleosporales, Pleosporaceae. The record is from RefSeq and is a predicted model, not a curated record.